Molecule: messenger RNA, 3006 nt
Organism: Salvelinus fontinalis (brook trout)
Lineage: Eukaryota; Metazoa; Chordata; Actinopteri; Salmoniformes; Salmonidae
Product: G kinase-anchoring protein 1-like
Exons: 12
Coding region: 1535-2653 (372 amino acids)
Biological process (GO): signal transduction
Cellular component (GO): Golgi apparatus
Source: RefSeq, a predicted model, not a curated record
AAGUAAAUAUCAGUUUUAGAAUAAGGCUGUAACAUAACAAAAUGUGGAAAAAGUCAAAGGGUCUGAAUACUUUCCGAAUGCACUGUAUGCCAAACAAUCCAUUCAAACAAUGCAUUCAGUUGAUGAUAGGACUUAGACAAGUUGUAAAUGCAACAAGAACUGGUAUUUUAUCAUAGUAUUCACAGCUUUCUAAGAACCUAAAUGUAGACAUUUCUGGUCUGUUAAGAUAUAUUUUAGAGGCUAUUUACACAGAACACCCCCCUGUAUAAUUUGUAUUUAUAAGUACAGUGCCUUCAAAGUUUUCACACCUCUUUACAUUUUUGUUAUCUGAAUUUGAAGUUGAUUGUCACUGGCCUACACAAUAAUCCAUAAUGUCAGUGGAAUUAUGUUUUUAGACAUUUUUACAAAUUAAUUUAAAAUGAAAAGCUGAAAUGUCUGGAGUCAAUAAGUAUAGUAUUCAACUCCUUUUAUGAUAAGCCUCAAGUUCAGUAGUAAAAUUAGCUUAACAAGUUGCCUAAGUUGCAUGCACUCACUCUGUGUGCAAUAAUAGUUUUUAACAUGAUCUUUAAAUGAGUACCCCAUCUCUGUAUCCCACACAUACAAUUAUCUGUAAGGUCCCUCAGUCGAGCAGUGAAUUUCAACCAAAGACCAGGGAGCUUUUCCAAUGCCUCGCAAAGAAGGGCACCUAUUGGUACAUGGGUAAAAAUAUAAAGCAGACAUUGAAUAUCCCUUUGAGCAUGGUUAAGUUACUAAUUACACUUUGGGUGGUGUAUCAGCACACUCAGUCACUACAAAGAUACAUGUGUUCUUCCUAACUCAGUUGCCGGAGAGGAAGGAAACUGCUCAGGGUUUUCACCAUGAGGCCAAGGCAGACUAAAACUGGACAAAAAACUGAGGAUAGAUCAACAACAUUGUAGUUACUCCACAAUACUAACCUAAAUGACGAACUGAAAAGAAGGAAGCCAGUACAGACUAAAAAUAUUCCAAAAUAUGCAUCCUGUUUGCAAUAAGGCACAAAAGUAAAACUGCAAAAAAGGUGUCAAGGAAAUUAACUUUGUCUUGAAUACAAAGUGUUAUGUUUGGGGCAAACACUACAGAUCACUGAGUACCACACUUCAUAUUUUCAGGCAUGGUGGUGGCUGCAUAUGUAAUGGGUGUGUUUGUCAUCGGCAAGGACUAGGGAGUUUUUUAAGAUAAAAAUAAAUGGAAUAGAGCUAAGCGCAGGUAAAAUGAGACUGCUUUCCAACAGACAUUGGGAGACAAAUUCACCUUUCAGCAGGAUAACUACAUUAAACUCAGGGCCAGAAAUACGCUGGAGUUGUUUACCAAGACGACAUUGAAUGUUCCUGAGUGGCCUAGUUACAGUUUUGACUUAAAUCGGCUUGAAAAUCUAUGGCAAGACUUGGAAUGGCUGUCUAGCAAGGAUCAACAACCAACUUGACAGCUUGAAGAAUGUGCAAAUAUUGUUGUGCAAAGCCCUCAAGAGACUUACCCAGAAAGACUCGCAGCUGUAAUCGCUGCCAAAGGUCAACAGAUGACAUCAGCAAUGAUCUCCGUCCACACCACAGCUUCUCGCUUUGCCUUGCUUCAGGUUGACUCUGAUUCGGACUCCGAUUCGGAGUCAGGAAAGACCAGAGGUGGUCGGGACUCUGGAAAGGGUCGGCCUGGGAAGGCAACCGAGGGGAAAUCCACCGCGAGCAACGGCAAGAAGGAGAAGAGGAAGAAGAAGCGAGAGCAGCAACAGAGCGAGGCCAAUGAGUUAAGGAGUCUUGCCUUUAAGAAGCUCCCUCAGAAGUCCUCUGCCCCGCCCCCCUCCCUUUCUCUGCAGGGUGUGGCCAAUGAGCUACUCCAUCCCGUGGCAGGGGACCAAGCCAUGCCCCCGGAAGGCUGGCAGCAAUGGAAACAGAGGGACUACCAGUUAACGAGUGAGCUGUAUGAGGCAGACCUGGAGAAGGCACUGAUUAUAAGUAAACUGGAGUUUGAGGAGCACAAACAGGAUGAUGACGGAACAGAUACUCCCUCUCCCAAGUCCCGAGGAGGAGCAGCGGCAGGGAAGAAAGACAAGAAGAAGAGCCAGCAGGGAAAAGACAAGAAGAUGACCGUGUCUCUGAAGGACUUCCAGGCAGAAGGGGAUCAGCUGAGUAAGAAGCAGGAGAAAGAGGAGCCCAAACUGCCCGCACCUCCAGAAGACAAGUUCUUCAACAAGCUUGAGGAUGACGUUAGCAAAAUCGUACAGAAGGAGAAAAGACGGGAGCAGUUUUCUAACGGCACUGACGCCGAGGUCACGACUUCAACGGAGCAUGAACCGGACCCCCGAACUGAGCAGCUAAAGGACGACUUGGAGAAGAAAGACCAAGAUAUCGAGAAGUUAAAGAAGGUCAUUUCACAAUGGGAGGUGAAAUACAAAGAAGUGAAAGCCAGAAACUCCCAGCUGCUGAAGAUGUUGCAGCAGGGAGAGAUGAAAGAUAAAGCAGAGAUCCUACUGCAGGUGGAAGAGCUUCUAAAUAUCAAAGAGGAGCUGUCUUCACAGGUGACAUCACUCCAUGCCUCACUUGAACAAGAGAAGUCGAAAGUGAAAGGUUUGCAAACGGAUCAGCCAAAACACCAUCAGGGAAACAGGAAGGGGAAAAAGGGUUCAGAGUCUGAUCUAUGAAGACCACAGAGGGAAGAACAUUGACUGCAGAAUACAACGAAGCAAAGCACUCCUAUUCUUCAGGGUCUAUUUGUUUGUAUGGUUACUCUCUACUCUCUGUCUUCAUGCACUAUGCAUGCCUUGUAUAUCACACACACCAACGCCUGGAUGUGCCGCACUGCAGAAGUUAUUAAAAGGCUUGUAAUGAAGGCUGUUCUGAUUUAAAGAUAUGUUUUCUGUUGACUGACAUCGCAGCUCCUCUUUUUGUUCUGGUCUGCUCCCCGCCUUCUCUGGGGAGAUGCCAAUGACAGGUGUGAUUAUUAAUUCUUUUUCUUUUCACUGCAAGUUAAAUAAACUACUUUUUCAGUGUAAAA